AAGUUCAAUAACACAACAUAACAGUACCGUGUACCAAGCACACGCUUCCUUUUUAUCAUUGCCGUAAUUACACAUCAGGCGUUAAAAUUUCUAUAGAGUGUUAAUGGAGUAAUAAUGAAGAAUUGCAUAUUUAUUGUGGUUUUGGCGUGUGUAACGCCAGCUGUGCUACCAGCUAAAUAUAUGCUGCCAAAAUGGAAGAAACAGCCUUCGACGGUGGCUCUAUACGAGAAGAGUGUUCAGGCGUGCGAGCUGCCCGCAGUGCAGAGUGAACACAGCCAUUACAUCUGUGAUGACAAGGGAGAGCCGAAGUGCCUGCCGGGAUGGCAAGGAGAUCUCUGCGACGUGCCCAUUUGCAGGAAGGGAUGCGAUCCUCUUCAAGGGUAUUGCAAAAGGCCAGGGGAAUGUAGGUGUAAGAUGGGAUUCUACGGCGAAAGAUGCAAUAAGUGCAUACCUCUUCCUGGAUGUCAGCAUGGCUACUGCAACGUAUCCUUCGAGUGCGUCUGCAGAGAUGGAUGGGAUGGAAUAUUCUGCUCUGAACCAAUCUGUCGUUCGGACUGUCACGCGACCAGGGGAUUCUGUGAGUCACCAGGGGAAUGUCGUUGCCGGCUAGGUUGGGCGGGACCGACGUGUCGGGCUUGCCAACCAUUGCCCGGAUGUCAACAUGGAUACUGUGAUAAGCCCCUUGAGUGCAAGUGUCUGCCAGGAUACACCGGACUUUUAUGUCAAACACCAAUCUGCUCCACUGGUUGCCACGGAGAGCGCGGUUACUGCAGACGUCCAGGAGAGUGUAGGUGUAAGGUUGGGUGGACAGGCCCUACCUGUUCCCAGUGCCAUUCGUACCCUGGCUGUGUUCACGGAACCUGUAGCAGACCAUGGGAAUGCAUUUGCAAGAAGGGAUGGGGAGGAAUGCUUUGUGAUGAAGAACUAAACUACUGUGAAAAGAACCUAGACACCUGUAAAAAUGGAGGAAAAUGCCAAUCUCUGGAAUCGAACGAUGGUUCCUUCAGAUGUCAAUGUCCUCCAGGCAUCAGCGGAAAAUUCUGUGAAAAUAUACCAGACAAUAUGACUACUCCCAAUAGCACUGACACAACUACUGAAUCGAUUGUGGUAGAAGUUUCUACUAAAGCUGAUGAUGAAGAAGAUGAUGAUGAGGGCAAUGAUGAUAAUGAGACUGAAUGAAUGAAUUAUAAAUAGCGCAUUAUAAAUUACUUGGAUGACGUUUUAAUGUAUUAACAAUAAAGACGUUUUGAAUUACACUUAACACACAUAUAACAUGAAUGUAUUACAAAGACAAUUUUUAUUGAGAUCCAUUAAAAUUGUGCGACUGAUGUUUGAACUUAGUAUUUAAGGUAGAUUAAGUAUUUAUUAUAGAAAUAAAUUAUUGAUGUCUA
Molecule: messenger RNA, 1391 nt
Organism: Pieris napi
Lineage: Eukaryota; Metazoa; Arthropoda; Insecta; Lepidoptera; Pieridae
Product: neurogenic locus protein delta
Exons: 6
Coding region: 115-1179 (354 amino acids)
Biological process (GO): cell communication; motor neuron axon guidance
Cellular component (GO): membrane
Molecular function (GO): calcium ion binding
Source: RefSeq, a predicted model, not a curated record